Rotaria sp. Silwood2 is the source of this 231-nucleotide messenger RNA. NCBI's taxonomy places the organism in Eukaryota, Metazoa, Rotifera, Eurotatoria, Philodinida, Philodinidae. The record is from the annotation of a GenBank genome assembly.
AUGUGGUCAUCAUUUGAAAUUACAUUCUGCAAUUUUCUUUCAUCUGUCAAAAGUAUACCCGAUGAAAAAGCGGUUGAUGGUUCUGCUCUACAUCGAUGGGUUGAAUCAAAUAAAAUUUAUGCAUCAGGAUUAAUUGUUAGUGCUUAUAUCGAACAGUAUAGUCAUUGGAAUGCUAUGGAAUCUCUUUCAUCAUUACUCAAAAAACAUAAUAUUCCAGGCCUUUAUGGUUAA